AUGGGGACCUCUUCUUGUGUUUUGGCUCAUUGUGGUAGAUCAACAUCCGCGCUCAACAUCACUGCACCUAAUAACACUGAAGCUCUGAGUGGAUCUUGUUUGGAAAUCCCAUGUAGCUUUAAUACAGUUAAUCCCAAUUAUGACAGUAAAACAACUGUCAACGGAGUGUGGAUGAAGGGUGGUUUACAUUUUUGGUCUGUUCCAAAGGUAGUUAUUUUCAACAGCAGUGGGUCAGUUAACACCUUUUCACUGAAUAUUGGAAACCUGACAGAGAAAAACUGCACCACUCUGUUUCCUAAUUUAAACACAAGUUUUACAGACAGAUACUUCUUCAGAAUUGAAAACGGGAACUACAGAUCAACAGCUUGUGCUGAUCCUGUCAACAUAACAGUUAAAGAUUCUCCUUGGAGUCCCAGCAUUAACAUCCCUGCUGAUCUGAAGGAGCAUCAGUCUGUCACUAUCAGCUGCUCAGCUUUGACUCCCUGUCCACACUCACCUCCUGAACUCACCUGGAAUCUCCAACAAGACUCUCACAGACAAACAGAGAAAAACACAGAGGGAACCUUUACAACUAAAAUCCAGGAGACCAUCACUCUGUCAGACACACAUGAUGGAUACAACAUCAGCUGUUCUGCCACAUAUCCUGUGAAUGGAGGAAGCAAGACAGCAGAGACAGAAGUGACUCUCAGUGUUUCAUAUGCUCCUAAAGACACCUCAGCAUCCAUCAGUCCAUCAGGUUUGGUGUCAGCAGGUAGCUGGGUGGAGCUGAGCUGCUCCAGCAGAGCCAAGCCUCCCAUCAGCAGCUUCACCUGGUUCAGGAACAGCAAACAUGGAGCCAUUAAUGUAUCUGUGGGGCAGGUUUACAGCUUCAAUGCUACUGAGGGAGAAGAGUAUUACUGUGUGGCUACAAAUGAUCUGGGUGAUCAGAGGUCAUCAGUGAUCCUUCUUAUUAACAAAGGUCAUCAGGACUUUGGACUCAGUUUCUAUGUUACAGUGAAGAUCCUGGGAAUUCUAAUGCUCUACAGUACAAUCAUCAUCUUUGAGUGCUGGUUUAGAUUCUCCAACAAACCAAAGAAGCCUGCCCGGUCCCGUUCUGGUUAUCCUGCCUGCCUGAGUUCUGCCUUGCAGCCUCUGGAUUCUGGACUGAUUCCCCGUGUUUCUGACAUCGGCCCGCCUGUGAGUAUUGGAACCUGCCUGUCCCCUUUAAGCCUGUUGCUCUGUCGGAUUUCGGACCUGGAUCUGGACCCGGACCCUCUUUGGAUUUCCCCUCUGUACCACUGCUGGAGUUGUGGAUUAACCAUUACCGGACCCGGACUGUCUCUGGACUUACGCCCCUGGAAAACCCCUCGUCGUCUGACUGCUGCCAGCCGCUCUACGGUCCGUUCCCAUCUACCAGCGGACGGCUUCUGCCCCGAACACUCCCAGCUGUCUCUCCGUGCCCUGGCUGCUCUCGUUAUCAGGAGCUACAGCGACGUCCUGGAAUCCAUCAACAAGAAGCUUACCAGCCUGGACGUCCACCUUGCUUUGGUAGAAGUCCUACAUAAGGAGUUUCAAGCCCUGAGGGAGUCGGUGGAAUUUAGCCAAGCCCAGCUGGCUUCUAUCACCACUGAGAACGAAGCGCUGAGGGGGAAAGUCACGGAGCGCACCGAGGGGAUGAUGCAGCUGUCCGGCGAAAAUAAGAAGAUGAAAGAAUCCAUUCUGGACAUACAGUUGCGAAGUAUGAUAGAUAAUCUUGUCUUUGCAGGCAUCCCGGAGCAGCAGGAGGAGGAUCCCGAGGUGGUAAUCCGUGAGUUUCUCCAGCAGAAGCUGAAAAUACCGGCGGAUCAGAUAAAAAACAUCACCUUUCUACGGGUUCACCGGCUCGGAGCUCCCCUCAUACUCUCUUGGUGGUACCAAGCCAGGUGUGAGACCCCCGUCCCUGGAUUCACCUGGUUCACCCGCAAUACUCCGGUUCUUCCAUCUGCUCCUCCCGUCUGCCAUCAACUGUGGUGCUCUGUCAGCUCUCCAGUCACUCAGCCACCUGUUACCAUCAAUGAGGACUGUUCUGCUAUCCACCUCUUCAAGUUUGCGGAUGACACCCCUGUGGUGGGUCUGAUCUCCAACAAUCAUGAGACCCACUAUAGAGAUGAGGGGGAGGUGGUGGAGCGCGUGGACAGCUAUAGAUUCCUGGGCCUCCACAUCUCCUCCGACCUCUCCUGGACCGUGAACACCUUCCAUCUGGUGAAGAAGGCCCAGUAA
Messenger RNA from Fundulus heteroclitus (mummichog), 2238 nucleotides. RefSeq lists its product as uncharacterized. The record is from RefSeq and is a predicted model, not a curated record. NCBI's taxonomy places the organism in Eukaryota, Metazoa, Chordata, Actinopteri, Cyprinodontiformes, Fundulidae. The coding region runs from base 1 to 2238 and encodes 745 amino acids. The transcript has 12 exons.